ACUUUCUAGAUAAUCCAAAGAAAAAGAAUAACAAAGAUGCAUUCGAUAACUUAUUAGAUUUCAAUCAAUCUUCGAAGAAAUCUCUCCAUCAGCUCUCACAAACACCGCCAGCACCUGCACCAGCUGCGAAUGUAGACAGCAACUGGUCUGGUUUAGAUAUGCUAUCUACUAUGGGAAGCCGCACAUCCAAUAAUACACCACAGAAGUCAUCUUCUAAUGAUCUUCUCGGAGACGAUUCCCUUAUCGAUGACUUUGGAUUGCUCGACGUUUCAAACAGCGCACAAGCAUCUCAGAAAGCCUCAACUACCAACAGCGAUGAUGGAUUUGACAUUUUAGGUGAUUUAGCUAAGCCUGUGCAACAGCCGCAGCAAUCUGCAUCUCCUCUAGCAAAGAGUACGCCCUCACCUACACCAAGGAGCACUUCUCCACCACCGCAUUUAGUUGGACAGCUUGUUGAAAUGGGUUUCAGUCCCGUCGACGCGUCACAAGCUCUCAAGAGCGCUAAUAUGGAUGUCUCAACUGCAGCAACGAUGCUUAUUAGCCAAUCAGUCGAUAGUAACAAACCUACAACUCCACAAGAAUCUCAGCCGCCUGAACAACAACGACCUAACCAAUCGCGACAAUCUCCAGCUCCUCAGAAGCAAACAGACGCAGCUGACGAAUUGAUACAGCAGGCAUCAGCUAUUGGCUCUGAUUUGUUCACUAAAGCAUCUUCAUAUUGGUCAGUUGGAAAAAAUAUGGCACAAAAGGCGAUAGAGGAACAGCGUCAACGUGUAGUCAAACAACAAUCAGACGAUGAUCGACUGAAGAAGGAGCGGGAAAGGAAGGAAUACGAAGAGCGUAAAAGGCGUUGGGAGGAAGGUGCCUCUAGUGGAUUCAAAGAUGAUGAUGAGCCUGUCCAAAGUAACUCAUUCAUCCCGUCAGAGUUUAAACGACCUGAGAGGCCCGCGCCAUCGCGACAGUCAUCAAACAAUUUCCAAGAACCGUCCAGGCCAGCUUCACAGCAGUCUAGUGGUAGCUUAUUGGACGUUUUCAAACCGAAAUCUUACGUCUCUCCUGCCAGGCAUGCCGUUAGAUCUCGUACUUCUACACCACCUCAGGCUCAAACACCGGUGAAGCCAUCUACGCCUAAAAAGCAACGUGUCAACCCGCAAAUAUCGCAACAAGCGUUGGCGCAAUCGAAUGAACUUCGUAUGAAGGGUAAUGAGGCUUUCAAACUGGGAUCAUAUGGUCAAGCUGUUGAUUACUACGAAAAAGCAGCUACAAAUAUACCACCAAAUCACAUCCAGUCUGCAAUCAUACAGACGAAUCUUGCUACAACUCAUAUAAAAAAUGGUGACGCCGAUAGUGCUAUAAAAGCUGCGACUGCUGCUAUUGCAACCAUAAAUGAAGAUUAUGAGGUCAGCGAUGGGGUAAAUGUCCUAGAGACAGCCUCCAAAUCCUACAGAUCUCGUGCAAAUGCUCACGAGAUGAAUGAAAAGCAUGCAGACGCACAAAAAGACUAUGAGAAGCUGAUUAGCAUAUCCAGCAAGAUACCAAACAUACAGAGUCAAGCAAUAGAAGGCCUCAGGCGUGCGAAAGCAGCACAGGAACCAAAGAAGAAUGUAUCAACAAAUGCGAAACCAGCCAACGCUUCUAUCAAAGCUGCCGGAGAAAAAGCUGCAAAAGCUGCAGUCGAGAGGUCAAAAGCAGCAUCACUGCAAGAAGCAGCUGAAGACACACAAAAGCAUGCUCUUAAAGAUGGUGUCGACGCCCGUCUUCUUACUUGGAAAGCUGGCAAGGAAAAUAACAUUCGUGCUCUGCUUUCAUCUGUCGACACCGUCCUCUGGCCAGAGCUCGGGCUAAAGAAGUUCGGGAUGCAUGAGCUCGUCACAGACGUAUCUGUCAAGAAAGUCUACAUGCGGGCUGUCUCUAAGGUUCACCCUGACAAGAUAAAUGCCAGAACAAGCACACUAGAACAACGAAUGAUAGCUCAAGGUGUAUUUGCUACUCUCAAUGAAGCAUACAACAAACAACGCUAAAAUGGAUCUAUAAUACAGAAAAUAUUAUACAAUUACGAAUUGCUAGUGAGCAGCUGUUCGGAAGUCCUCCGACGGAUAUUCCUAUUGUUACUCUCAUUAUGUUGGGAGAUAAAAUCAUCAAUCUCAUCUAGAUUCUCCUCAAAACGAGUGCUAGAAGUUCUGAUAGGACGACCACGACCUAGACGAGAAUGAGGGUGUCUGCUAAGAGAUGAGCGCGUGUGUGAGAGGUGAGCCUGCUCGCCUCGCGUUUCGAAUACUUCCAUAAACGGAUAGUCAUCUCCGGUGUAGACCUCCUCACUGGGAUAUGGUGAGUUUUCAGCGCGUAAGAAGGGCAAAAUGCUAGUUCGUGAUCUUGCAGGUGAUGAUGAUAACUGAAGUGUGUGCUUAAUCAGAUCGUCUACUAUCGCCCGAGUCUUCUUAUCAUUAAUAUCGAGAUUUUGAACGAAGUUGGUGUAGGAUUUAAGUGACUUGUUAGCAUCUACGUGAUUAGAGAUAGAAUGAUUGAGAAUAGACUUCAACUUAGACUGGAGCAAAUCAUCUGUGGAUUGUAAAGUA
Molecule: messenger RNA, 2576 nt
Organism: Wallemia mellicola CBS 633.66
Lineage: Eukaryota; Fungi; Basidiomycota; Wallemiomycetes; Wallemiales; Wallemiaceae
Exons: 3
Coding region: 159-2021 (620 amino acids)
Biological process (GO): clathrin-dependent endocytosis; clathrin coat disassembly
Cellular component (GO): vesicle; intracellular membrane-bounded organelle; cytoplasm
Molecular function (GO): clathrin binding
Source: RefSeq, a predicted model, not a curated record